Messenger RNA from Lolium rigidum, 1316 nucleotides. Its product is annotated as BEL1-like homeodomain protein 1. Bases 1 to 1311 code for a protein of 436 amino acids. Gene Ontology annotation, molecular function: DNA-binding transcription factor activity, RNA polymerase II-specific; RNA polymerase II cis-regulatory region sequence-specific DNA binding. NCBI's taxonomy places the organism in Eukaryota, Viridiplantae, Streptophyta, Magnoliopsida, Poales, Poaceae. The transcript is spliced from 4 exons. The record is from RefSeq and is a predicted model, not a curated record. Gene Ontology annotation, biological process: regulation of transcription by RNA polymerase II.
AUGCCGCCGCCUGAUCACGGCGGGUACGGCCUUGGCCUCUCCUCUGGCGGUGCCACGGCGUCGGAUGUCGGCGCGCAGUUCGCGGGGAACAACCUGCUGCUCGCCUCCCUCGCCGGCCAGCUCUACGCGUCUGCUUACGCGCAGCCGCCGCCGCCGCCGCCGCAGGGCGAUCACCUCGGCACCAGGACGCCACCGGAGGAGGAGAUGGACGGCGGCUAUGGCCACUCCGGUGCGGUCACCCUCGCCUGCCACGGCCAGUCGGAUGCUCGUGCCAUGGCUCCCUGCUCCGUUUCUUCCUCGGACAGCAUGGCGAGCAGCACCGACCAGUUCUCGCCUGGACCGAGCCGCUCCGCCGUGACGCACACGAGCAGAGCAGAGCCGUCGCAGCAGCAAGGGUACUUCCAGCAGCCGCAGCAGAGCUUCUGGCCGGUGCAUUUCGCCGUGGUGGUGGCGCGUUCGCCGUACGCGCCGGUGGCGCAGCGGGCGCUCAACAACGCCGUCAGCCACGUGCUGCACGGCGUCGCGGACGCCGACGCCGACGACCCGGACGUCAGCGGCGCGUCGAGCUGCUCCGCUGUGGGCCUCGGAGACCAGUCCAUGGCCUCUCUCGAGGAGCGUUCGCACGGGCACGGCGGCGCGCGGUGGGGCGAGGCUCACAGGGUCAGGAACGAGCUCAUCAACCUGCUUCAGCUCAUGGACGAGAAGUACUACCGAUGCCUGGAGGAGAUCCAGAGCACGACGGCCAAGUUCAGCGGCCUGGUGCAGCCGUCGGGCAGCAGCGGGGGCAGCAUCUGCGCGCCGUUCGCGCACCGCGCCGUGUCGUCGGCGUACCGCGCACUGAAGCGGCGGAUCACCGGCGAGAUCAUAGCGGCGGAGGGAUGGCCUAGUCACCCCCACCCCCACCGCGCGGAAUCCUCGAUGAUGGUCUCUGGCGUGAAGAUGGAGGAGAGCGGCAGCUGGGACGAGUCGGCGUUCAUACAGAAGCACCUGGUGCCGCGGCGCCGCGCGCUGCCGCACCAGGACUGGCGCCCGCAUCGCGGGCUGCCGGAGAGGAGCGUGUCCGUGCUCAAGGCCUGGCUGUUCGAGAACUUCCUCCACCCGUACCCGCAGGACAGCGAGAAGGACAUGCUCGCAGCCAGGACCGGCCUCACCAGGAACCAGGUGGCGAACUGGUUCAUCAACGCUCGAGUUCGGCUAUGGAAGCCGUUGAUCCUGGAGCUGCACGAGGAGCUGAAGAGGAGCUCGGGUCGAGUGGAUGGUCCGGCACCGCCGGCGAUGGAGCACAUGAGCAGCCAAUACGUUGUGGGCUGAGAAUC